UGAUUGGCAACCCAGAAAGGUAACACAAAAAUUUAUAUGAUCUUCCAUUAGAUGUUCUUUGCUUCAAGCUUCCUAAAUAAUAGGCUUGGAGAUUGGGGUGAGAGAAGCUAGCUAUGGCAAUGGGAGAGGUGAAGGAGGUGAAGUUGUAUGGGUUUCUGCUCAGUGGCUACUGCACCAUGGUUCACCAUGCUCUUAAGCUCAAGGGCGUGGCCUACGAGUACGUGGAAGAGGACCUCCAGAACAAGAGCCAGGCACUUCUUGAGCUUAACCCUGUUUACAAGAAGGUGCCAGUCCUGGUGGUGGAUGGAAAGCCAGUAGCCGAGUCACUAGUCAUUCUGGAGUAUGUGAAUGACAUGUGGAAGGACCCUCCUUUGCUCCCGGAGGAUCCUCAUAAGAGAUCUAAAGUUCGUUUUUGGGCUGAUUUUGUCUACCAAAAGCUGGUGCCUGGCAUCUAUGCGAUUCAAAACACCAAAGGAGAGGAACAACAGAAGGCAAUCCAGGAGCUCAUUGACCACUUGAGCACAUUGGAGGAUGGAAUCCAGAAAGAUUUGUUUACUGGAGGCCCAUUUAUUAAUGGUGAGAGGCCUGGCCUUCUCGAUGUGAUCAUGGGCUCAGCUUACGGUGGAUUCAAAUACAUGGAAGGUCUUACUAAUGCGAAAAUUAUAGAAAAGGAGAGGACACCACUCCUGUGCUCUUCCAUUGAUGCUUAUGUUGACCUUGAUGUGGUCAAAGAAACAGCAAUUCCUGAUGCCAUGUUGCAGGAGCUUAUUCGAGCUAUGAGAGAGAAGGCUUCAGCAUCAUCAGGAGCUUGAUGGUUCUCUCUGAAUUGUUUGUGGCCUUAAUGUACUUAUGUUUGAGCUUGUUUGGGAACAUUGUUUUGCUUUGGUGCUAGCUGAAUUGAUAUAUACAUAUUAUUGUUCUAAUGGCAAGAGGUCUAUUUUCUUA
This is a messenger RNA of Elaeis guineensis (African oil palm), 945 nucleotides long. Its product is annotated as glutathione S-transferase U10. Gene Ontology annotation, molecular function: glutathione transferase activity. The record is from RefSeq and is a predicted model, not a curated record. Gene Ontology annotation, cellular component: cytoplasm. Lineage: Eukaryota; Viridiplantae; Streptophyta; Magnoliopsida; Arecales; Arecaceae. Gene Ontology annotation, biological process: glutathione metabolic process.